AUGAUUGAUCUGUCGUCACAAAUGAAAAAACUUGAUGCACAAAGGGCAACAUUACAAACGGAGUUGAAAAGUCUUGAAAAACAAAUGAAAACACUUUACAUGGAAAUUAAAAAACUUACAAAUAUCUCGGAAAAAGGGAAAGACUGCGCAGAUCUUUACAGAAAAAGUAUAAGACACAAUGGAAUAUACAAAAUAGAUCCGGAUGGUAAAGGAUACUUUAAAGUCUUCUGUGACAUGACGUCAUCUGGUGGUGUAAACACGUCAGGCACUAAAAAAUACGCUGAAUAUGAAGAUUUUGUUGUAAAGAAUGAAAAUUCUAAGUAUCAAUUAAGUAUUGGAAAUUACACAGGAACUGCUUUGGAUGCAUUAUCCUAUCACAAUAACAUGAAGUUUUCAACCAAAGAUUCAGAUAAUGAUAAAAGUGGUAGUGGAAAUUGCGCUACUUCCUACACAGGUGCUUGGUGGUAUAAUGCAUGUGAUCAGUCUAACCUAAAUGGUAAAAAUCUUGGUUGGCUUAAUUUUAAUAACGUGAAAACCAGUGAAAUGAAAAUCAAACCAUGA
Molecule: messenger RNA, 561 nt
Organism: Xenia sp. Carnegie-2017
Lineage: Eukaryota; Metazoa; Cnidaria; Anthozoa; Malacalcyonacea; Xeniidae
Product: angiopoietin-related protein 7-like
Exons: 4
Coding region: 1-561 (186 amino acids)
Source: RefSeq, a predicted model, not a curated record